CCGUGUUCAGUCUGAGGUUUAUCUUCUUGACUUUUGCCCCCGUUGCCCCCUCCCCUGUUACCCCCACCGCCAGGGCUCCUUGCUAGCCGGCUAACUAGCUGCUAUAAAGCGGCGGCUCCUCUCCGAGGCUGGAAGUGACAGCGGGAUGAACGAUGGCAUCGGUUCGGGUGGCAGUGCGGGUCAGACCCAUGAACAGGCGGGAGAAGGACUUGACUGCGAAAUGCAUCAUCAAGAUGGAUGGAAACAAAACCUCCAUCACCAACCUGAAGGUUCCUGAUGGCGUGGCCGCCGACGUGACGAGGGAUCGAACCAAAACCUUCACGUACGACUUCUCCUACGACUCAGCCGACUGUCGGAGCUCCACGUUUGUUUCUCAGGAGAAGGUCUUUAAAGAUUUGGGCUCCGAUGUACUCAAGGCAGCGUUCGAGGGCUACAACGCCUGCGUCUUCGCCUACGGUCAGACGGGCUCCGGGAAGUCCUACACCAUGAUGGGAAUGCCGGGCGACGCAGGUCUGAUCCCAAGGAUCUGUGAAGGUUUGUUCAGUCGUAUCUCCGACACCACGCGAUGGGACGAAGCUUCGUUUCGCACAGAAGUCAGCUACCUGGAGAUCUACAACGAGAGGGUGAGGGACCUACUGAGGAGGAAAUCCACUCAGACCUACAACCUGAGAGUCAGAGAACACCCGAAGGACGGACCUUAUGUAGAAGAUCUGUCCAAACACCUGGUGCAGAACUACAGCGACGUGGAGGAACUGAUGGAGGCCGGAAACAUCAACCGUACGACCGCCAGCACUGGCAUGAACGACGUCAGCAGCCGCUCGCACGCCAUCUUCACCAUCAACUUCACGCAGGCCAAGUUUGAUGCGGAGAUGCCCAGUGAAACCAUCAGUAAGAUCCACCUGGUGGAUCUGGCCGGCAGCGAGCGAGCCGACGCCACCGGAGCAACCGGAGUCCGGCUGAAGGAAGGAGGAAACAUCAACAAGUCGCUGGUCACCUUGGGCAACGUCAUCUCAGCUCUAGCCGACAUAUCGCAGGACGGCGUGAACACCAACCUGAAGAAGAAGUCGGUGUUUGUUCCCUACAGAGACUCGGUGCUAACGUGGCUGCUAAAGGACAGCCUGGGCGGGAACUCCAAGACCAUCAUGAUCGCCACCAUUUCUCCCGCUGACGUGAACUACGGCGAGACACUCAGCACUCUUCGCUACGCCAACAGAGCCAAGAACAUCAUCAACAAACCGACCAUCAACGAGGACGGUAACGUCAGGCUGAUCAGAGAACUGCGAGCUGAGAUCGCCCGACUCAAAGCUCUGCUGGUCCAGGGCAACCAGGUUCGGGUUUGGUACGAAUGUGAUCGGUUGUUGUGUUGUCGUCCAGGUGCUGUCAUCCUGCUCGGACGGACCAACAUGUUUCGGUUCAACCACCCGAAGGAGGCGGCGAAGCUGAGGGAGAAGCGAAAGAGCGGCCUGCUCUCCACCUUCAGCCUGUCCAUGACCGACCUGUCCAAGUCCUGUGAAAACCUCUCCACCGUGAUGCUCUACAAUCCUGGUCUCUUCACUGAGAAGGGCCCCGUCUUCCUCAGGUUGGAGUUUGAGAGACAGCAGCGAGAAGAGUUGGAGAAACUGGAGCUGAAAAGAAGGCUGAUCAAGGAGAUGGAGGCGAAGCAGCAGAGCGAGAAGGCAGAGCUGGAGCGCCUCCAACAGGAGGUGGAGAGUCAGCGCAAGGAGUCUGAGGAGGUGCAGCAGCGGAUCCUGCAUCAGGAGGAAAGCCUCCGCCGCCGCAACCAGGACAUCGAGAGCCGGCUGCAAGACUUCCUGGCCGAGAAGGAGCGCUUUGAGGAGGAGAGGCGCUCCGAGAUCCAGGGAAUGGAUGCGGAGCAGCGGCAGCGGUGGAGGCAGCAGCAGGAGGGAGAAGCCGAGCAGACGGAGAUCUACCGGGAGCUGGAGCGGCUGAAGAGGGAGCGCCAGGAGCAGAAGGUCCGGCUGGAGGCUGAACGGCGGCGGCUGGAGGAGCAGGAGAAGGAGCAGCUGAGUCUGGUGGGGCGGCUGGAGGACCAGCUGAGGGAGAAGCAGGAGGCCGCCUCCGUCCUGUUGACCGGCGAGGACAGCCGCCGCCUGGAGGAGGAGCGACGAGCCCUGGCGGAGAUCAGAGAAGCCCUCCUCCGGGCCAAGGAGGCUGCGGAGCGGCCGGACGCGGAGGACGCCGGCGAGGAGGCGAGAGCCGCCCAGGCUCGAUACGCCGACUUCAAGGAGGCUCAGGUGAAGGAGCUGGGCCGGUUGGAGGAGGGGCUCCGUCAGCAGGGGGAGCGCCUGGAAAAGGAGGUCGCUGCAGAGAGGAGCACUCUGCUCCUCCUCGCCCACGGCCUCAAGGAACGGCAGCAGCAGCUGAAGGAGCGGCAGGAGAAGGGGGCGCAGGACGCCACGGCGGUGGUCCAGGAGGAGCAGCUGGUCAAACAGGCCGAGAACAGGCUCCAGUUUAAGGAGCGGCAGCUGGCCAACCUGGCCGAGGGCCUCCUCCCCGCCCUGGCCGAGGAGAAGCAGAGGGCCCUGGAGCUCCUGGAGCGCAGCGGAGGAGGAGGAGGAGGAGGCAGCAACGGGAACUACGAAAGUCCUCCCGGUCUGGACAACACCCUGUACCAGGUGGAGAAGGAGCUCGAGGACAAGGAGGAGAAGCUGAACCUCCACUGGCACAGCGCCCAGCAGCUCCAGCAGCUCCAGGAGACGUACGAGUUCACGGCCAACGUGGCUCGGCAGGAGGAGAAGGUGAGGAGGAAGGAGAAGGAGAUCCUGGAGUCCAAGGAGAAGCAGCAGAGGGAGGCGAUGGAGCAGGCGGUGGCCCGGCUGGAGAGGAGACACUCGGCCCUGAGGCGCAGCGUCUCCCUGGACCCCGAGUCUGAGGAGCAGAGAACCAGGAGCUCCGUCAGGAACCAGAGGUCGGGGGUCGACCUGGACCAGCAGAGAGUGGAGCGGGAGAUCCAGAAGCUGCGACAGAGAAUCAACGAGGGCGACGAAAACAACAGGACUCACUCGAUCGGCGGCGACGAGAAGACGAGUCACAACAGCUCCCCGGUCGGCCACAUCCAGAGUCUGAACUCUCUGCUGCCGCUGUCGGACGACCGGUUAAAUGCGUACAUCGAAGAGGAAGUCCAGCGAAGGCUACGGAAACUGAAUCUUCUGAACGGCAGCAGCAGCAGCAUGGACCUGUCUCUGUCCUGCGAAUCUCUCGGAGAGGAGGAGGAAGUUAGCGACUGUAGCUCUGUUAGAUUAACAGAUGAGGAUGAUGAAAAGCUGCAGAACAUUAACCCGAGGAGGCUGAAAUAUGAGAAAACCUGCGGGUCUAGCUUCCAGUCUUACUUGGAGUUGGAGGCAAUCUCUCCUCCUAACGUCCAGGACAAGAUGCUUGAAGGACCAGAGCGCCGCCUUAUAAAACUCCACGAGUCCACAGCUGAAACCGGUCCUUACAAAGACGGUGGCAAAGACAAAUUGUGGGCGGGAGAAGGGAAUGUCCUUCGAGGGCAGGUGGCUCGGGCUGUUUCUAAAUUUGACCGUUGUGGACAAGACGAGUUCUGCGUCCUGUCGGCGAAAAUCCACACGUCUGACGAAAACGAGAACAUCGCAGAUUCUACUUGCUUCGUCCCUGAUGGAGAUAAAAGGGAACAACCGCCGGCUAAAGGACGCUCUUGUUGUUACACGAACGAAAACGUAAGAAAGAGAGGAGAAGGUGAUUCAUCCUCAAAGCUGCUGCCCUCUAGAGGUCAGAAGGAUACGGAACAGGAGUUGACUGAAUCUGUUCCUGGUAAAACAAAACAAGAGACAGAUGCAGGAGAUGAGGAAGUGGCGACAAACAGGGGCUAUGUUUUGGGCUACUUUGCCAGAAGGUUGUCCAGAGUGUAUAAAGAUGCCGGUAGAAGGCUGCAGGACACACGGGACAUCAUCCGAAAUGUUCAACUCCCAGAGAUGAAGGUUGUCCUCUCUCAGUAUGUGACCAUGGUGUCCAAAGACCUGCCGCUGAUCAGCCGAUUACAGCUCCAACAAGAGCCACAACCCAGCAAGCCAGCGGAGAAGAAAGUUGCUGCGGUGGAGCUGGAUUGUUCCCCGAGUCUUCCCCGACGGGGAGGAACGUCGGGAUGGCCCGAGGGAUCCGUGUCCUCCAUCAGAAACGCGAGUCCUCAGGUAUUUCAUCAGAGGCUGGUUGAGCUGCCGCCGGCUUUGUCUCAGUUACAGACGUCUUCAUCCCAGGACAUCGUGAAAAAGUUAGAAACGAUGACUCCUCAAAUCCAAGUUGACGAGCUGCUGAGCGUCUUCUGGCUCAAGGCGGCGGAUGGAAAGGAGCCGAUCCCGAAACCGGCCUGUUUGCUUUUAUCAGAGAAGGACCUGACGGUGCUCUCUGCUGGCGCCGAUUCCAGAGACGCCGUGAAGGUUUUCCACCAUUUUAACUUGCGGGACAUCAAGGAGGUCCAGGUUAGUUUGGCGGGGCAGCACGUCCGAAUCUUCAGCCGCACCGCUGCCACCGCCCUCGCCGUCUUCACCCACAGCAAAGAGCUUACCCAGGACUUCUGCAAGGCUUUACUGAAGGCUCUGUCUCCUGGCCAGUUCUCUGAAAGCCACCCCUUACUCUCUGAGGACCUCAUGCUCCUCUCUCUGGACUGGACAUCCAGUGUCCCUGACCUCGUCCUGGACGCCGGCCUGUCCGUCACCUCCAGGUUCAAGCGGGUCCUCGCUGACCUGCUCUACAUCAUCCACGGGAACAUGGAGGGUCCCGGUCGACCUUCCCUGGCCAACAUCAGUCCUCUGCUCUACACCAGCGUCCGGCUCGAGAACCGGACCCGUGUCCGCGUGGACCCCAUCUUCCAGUUCCUCCUGACGGACACUCACGUCGCUCUCCUCCGAGAGGACGGCGUUUUUCACCCUUCGCCACGAGGGUCGAGUCUGGUCCCCGUUCAGCCUCAGUUUCGGGGCCUCGAGCUUCGUAAACGCUCGGACAUCAGAUGCCUGCUCGUGAGGCAGAAUGAAAACUGUCUGGGAGUGGAAAUCGUGUUCGCGCAUCAGAAGCCGCAAGAUCUGAAAAGGAAGCUGGAGUCCCGGCGUAACUCCGCCUCUCAUGAUGGCAAACAGAGUGACUCCUGGGAAUUAGCCUUCAGCUGCACGGCCGAAGCUUUGAUGUUGAUUGAUCACCUGACUAAGCACCUGGUGUCUCGUCCUCGCUGGAUGAGCGGCGACGGCGUCCAGGAACCCGUUAAAAUUAGCAUUCCUCGUUACGUUCUCCGAGGUCAGGGGAAAGACGAGCACUUUGAGUUUGAGGUGAAGAUCACGGUGAUGGACGAGACGUGGACGGUGUUCAGACGCUACAGCCGCUUCCGGGAAAUGCACAAGAGCCUCAAACUAAAAUAUCCAGAGCUCGCAGCGCUCCCGUUCCCACCGAAGAAGCUGUUUGGAAACAGAGAUGAGCGAAUUAUCGCAGAGCGCCGGAGUCACCUGGAGCGUUACCUGAGGAGCUUGUUCCGGGUGAUGUUGUCGUCCUCCAGCUCCCCCCUCAGAGCCGACGUAGACGCCGGUUUCCAUCUUUCCAAACGGGACGUCUGCGAGUUCUCGCCCUUCUUCAAGAAGGGCGUCUUCGAGCACAGCAGCCACGGCACCGGCUGAACGCAGAGAGAAUCUAGAACAAACCCAAAUCAGACAAGACUCUGGGUCCUGAGGAGGAGGAGGAGGAGGAGGAGGGGAAACCUGCAGGUCAGUUUCCUGACGGAGGCUUCAUCGUGAACGUCUUUCCAUGGAAGCUGCAGUCAAAUAUGAACUGUUUAAUGUUUCAGCUUCUGAAAUGAAAUGAUUUUUCCCGUUUUUCCACGCCAGCUCGUAGAUGAACAUUUAGAUGCAAAUCACUUGGAUAAUAAACAUCUUUCUUUUUAUAUUCAUCAACUAUUUUCUGCAGAAACUCCAUUUAAAGCUGCUAAGAGUCUUGUUAGCCGACGGGACAGGUCUAAUUCCUGGAUGUGUCGAUCCAGGCACUUUGAUUUAAUGUUUUGUAGAUGGACGACGAUGAAACACAAAUGUCAAAGUACAACUAAAUCUCAGUCGCUAUUAUUAUCGUUAGUACUGAUGAACAUGAACAGCCAGCGCUACUGAGAUGAGCUAACUGACACUAAAUUGCUUAUUUCAACAAAGCACUUUUCCUUUUUUUUUUGUCAGAUAUUAAUGUCAGACUUCUACCUCAUUCAGAGGAGACAUCAGAUCAUUAAUCAGAGCUGUUAACGAUCUGAUCUUCUUCUAUGAUUAAAGAUGUUUAAAGGUUCA
This is a messenger RNA of Mugil cephalus (flathead mullet), 6287 nucleotides long. It is a transcript of the gene kif16ba, whose product is annotated as kinesin family member 16Ba. The coding region runs from base 153 to 5639 and encodes 1828 amino acids. The record is from RefSeq and is a predicted model, not a curated record. Lineage: Eukaryota; Metazoa; Chordata; Actinopteri; Mugiliformes; Mugilidae. The transcript has 24 exons. Gene Ontology annotation, biological process: microtubule-based movement. Gene Ontology annotation, molecular function: microtubule binding; microtubule motor activity; ATP binding.